Messenger RNA from Anneissia japonica, 1529 nucleotides. Its product is annotated as CD97 antigen-like. The transcript is spliced from 2 exons. NCBI's taxonomy places the organism in Eukaryota, Metazoa, Echinodermata, Crinoidea, Comatulida, Comatulidae. Gene Ontology annotation, biological process: cell surface receptor signaling pathway; G protein-coupled receptor signaling pathway. Gene Ontology annotation, molecular function: G protein-coupled receptor activity. Gene Ontology annotation, cellular component: membrane. The coding region runs from base 311 to 868 and encodes 185 amino acids. The record is from RefSeq and is a predicted model, not a curated record.
AAAAAAAAAAUGUGCUCUGAUCUGAUGAAAUAACGCUAAAGUAAAUAAAGUGCUGCAAUGUAUGUGUGUAUAUCAUAAUUAGAGUUUACCCUCCAAUUCGAGACCAGUCUAAUUCGAGACCAUUUUUUCGAAGUACCUACCAACUGGCAAUCUUUAGUCUUUUAAACACAACGCCCUACUCCUUAAUUAGAGACUCAAAGUUCUAAAGGUGGUCUCAAGUAUUGAGAUAGCGACUGAUGUGAAUUUUUAAGAAAGUGAGAAACAAUACUAUUGUUUAAAUACAGGCUUACCGUGGAUUCCAAUUAUCAUUAUGCUGUCUGUUGAUAAAGAUUUCUACAGUAAUGAUAAAUAUUGUUACAUCAACAGUACUGAGAAGGGUGCCCUAAUCGGAGGAAUUGUUGUGCCAGUAAGUGUUAUUAUCUUUGGAAACUGCGUUGUUUUUGGUUUGGUUGUCAGAAAGAUAUUCAAAAACACCCAAGGAAAAAUUGUUGAUCAUUCACAAAAAAAAGAGAUUAGAGAGCGGUUUAUCAACGCAGUGGCUAUUUCAUGCUUGCUGGGGCUCACCUGGAUCUUCGGGUUUCUGUCUUUUGAUCACGAUGGCCAGUUGGUGUUUUUGGUUUUGUUCUGCAUCUUCAACACAUUUCAAGGCGUGGCAAUCUUUGUGUUGUUCUGCUUUAUGCGCAAAGAAUGCAAAGACGUGUGGAAGGCAUGGUUCAAGAAGUGCGGAUUUCGGAAACCGAAGUUUUCCCAGAGCCUUCAUACGCGUUCCGAGUACACGGGGAACAGUGGAGGAGAGAUGAGUAACAUCGGAUCAAGUGAAUUUACACAACAAACCAACGCUUCCUUUAAUUCUGAUUCAAGGUUCUAGUAAUCAUAGGCCUAGAUCCUAAAAAAAUCAUUGAUAUUACUGUUAUGGAAUUAAAGAUAAAUUGUAUUUCAGUACAUCAUAUAUAUUACUUUUAAUACUAUCAUUUAUAAUAAAUACUCAGAACUGUUUUAUACUCAUAAUUAUCAUGUAUUCCGUAAGAUAGUCAUAUAAAUACCAGCAAAAGAGUAUUUUUGUGAAUCGUUGCCAUCAAUGGUGUAACCAGGGGGGUUUCAGGGUACCUUAGCACCCCCUCCCCUACCUUUAUGUUUAAACGUGAAAAAUAAUAGUAAAUUAAUAGAAAUAAAUGGCAAUUUCAACAUGAAUAAUUAAUAUGACUGUUAUGGAAUUAUAGAUAAAUUUCAAUAUCAUCUGUAUAUUACAUUUAAUACCAUCAUAUAUAAUAAAUACUCAGAAUUAUUAUAGACCCAUAAUUAUCAUGUACGCCUAUUCCGUAAGACAGGCAUAUAAAUACCAACACAAAAGUAUUUGUGUAUAUCAUUAUCAUCAAUGGCGUAACCAAGGGGUUUUCUCGAGUUCAAAAAAUAAAAUAUAAAAUAUAUGGUAUAGUCAUAGCUAUCGAUAUGCUCUGUCAGUUUUAUGCCUUGCAUAAAAUUCAGUGAUAAAUGAACCUUCCGGAUCCAAACUUAACAAAAUGACCAAC